This is a messenger RNA of Chaetomium fimeti, 2465 nucleotides long. RefSeq lists its product as uncharacterized. The coding region runs from base 231 to 2360 and encodes 709 amino acids. The record is from RefSeq and is a predicted model, not a curated record. Gene Ontology annotation, molecular function: DNA-binding transcription factor activity, RNA polymerase II-specific; DNA binding; zinc ion binding. The transcript is spliced from 4 exons. NCBI's taxonomy places the organism in Eukaryota, Fungi, Ascomycota, Sordariomycetes, Sordariales, Chaetomiaceae. Gene Ontology annotation, biological process: regulation of DNA-templated transcription; DNA-templated transcription. Gene Ontology annotation, cellular component: nucleus.
CGACCGUCAGUCGCAUCGGGUUAGAGCGGUGCUGCGGUUCUGUUUCCGCCCAGCCACAGCCGAGGGGACAAAUGUUGACAAAUGCACCACGCACUUAUUUCGGUCCCGUCAUUUUCAUGUUUGAGUAGAUACAUAAGAUAAAGGGGAUCAGGAGGAACCCUAGCCAUUGCUUUUUCCCCCCUCUCCUGUUGAUAACCGCUGUUGUUGAGCUUUACAAUAUUUCCUUGACCAUGAGUGCACGAAAACGGGUUAUAUCUUCUUGCGUACCCUGCUAUACUAGAAAACAAAAGUGCAAUCGGGAAUACCCAUGCAAUCACUGCGCGCGCCGACAAUGCACCGAAGACUGCGUCUAUCACUCCACGACCGAGACCCAGCCGUCGAGUCCGGGUGUGCUACCCGAGUCUCAAGCAGAGGAUAGGUCGAGAGAGAGUGCGGCGAAGAAUCAACGGGGUCGGCAACUAUCAGGCCCACGAAAUGAGUGGAAGACGCGGCAGUCCGCCAAAUCUGUGACCCCCACGGCGCCAUGGUCUGGUCCAUCGCUCGCCGAAUCGUUUGGUUACUCCGAAGGUAGCGCUACCAACACGCUGGCCCUGAUACAGAGGCUUGGGCUGGCCGGCCCCGACGGCGCUGGUGGCAACUCUCCCACCCUCAGCCCGGAAGCCGCUGACGAGGUCCAUCGCAACAUGGAACGGAUGCCCGAUCAUCAGAUCGUCGAUUUUCUAGUACAAUACUUUGUAGCUGAGGUUAACUGGAUGGACCAAUUAGUGCACGUUCCCUGGUUCCUACCAAAAUAUCAUUCGUGGUGGCUCCUGGAACGGGUGACACUCGUGGCCGAAGCCGACUUCGUCAUCCUGAUCUUGCGCAUUUGCUCAUACACCUUGCGCUUUCUUCCAUCCCCCGGCUACCCGCUCGACAAAAUCCGCGGAGUACUACUCUCCGACGUGCGCAACAUGUGCGACGAGACAGUCGAGAACCUCGCCACCAUCAGCACAGCAGCAGACAGCCGAGCUUCCCUGAUCCGAGUCCAGCAUCUGGCCUUCCUUGGCCUUCAACACCAGGUGGAAGGAAGGACUAGCGCUUUCUGGGAGGCGCUGAGCCGCGCCAUCCGGGUCGCGCAGAACGUCGGCUUACACCGGGAAUUUGCCGCAAGGCCAUGGGAAGGUGUCGAUAAGACCGUCCGAGAGAUGGAACGCAGGACGUUCUGUAAUCUCUAUGUUUGGGACAGUCUGCUUUCCCGCCAGCUCGACCGCAUCCCCGUUUUCCCGGGACGCCUUCGCCCGGGGAACCGGCCGCAGCUUCACCUCCUCCGGAACGGAGACGGCAUAGAACCGGCCGCCGUUGAUGCGCCCGAUCAAUUCACCGAACGGUUCCUCCAAGCUGAGCUAGCCGAGUUCUGGCGCGGCGUCGGUCCUAUACAGGGGACUGAGUACGACAUGAUGUCCGCCGAAGAGCGAUAUGACAAGUUUUGCCGCCACUACCCCGCGCAGUUGCCGCCGCCUUUCGCCCUCGCAGACCCCGACGAGACGUGGGACAAACGGUUUCCCAAGCUGCCGUUGCAGCGGAAGCUCCUCCACAUGGCCAUUUACGAGUCGAUAUGUUGGAACUUUCGGCCGCUGCUCGUGGCGCGGCCCGGCGCCAUCCACGCAUGCAGGUCCAUGUUGUUGAGCUUACAGAAGAGGAAACUUGCCGCCGCGGCACUGUAUGUCCUGGAAAGCGCCACGCAGGUACACGCCUUGUUCGGGGGUUGCCUCACCCGCCUUUCCGGGCUCGUGUUUUCAACCUUCGAGGCGGCAGUCCUCCUUGUGUCUCUGUCCAUGGACCCAAUGUUCCCCGAAGAAAUCCCCCAGCACCACAUCCCUCCACCCGGGACCCUCAAGACAGACCCCUUACAAGCGCGAAUGUACGUCGUCACGCAGCUCGGGUGUUUGCAGGCUGCAAAAGCAGCACUUCAGCGCCUAAAGAUGCUUUCCGCAGUGAGCAACAUGGCCGAUGUAGGAGCGAGUACUCUGGCCCAGCUCCUGGGGAGAGCCUCAGAGCUUAGAGCACACGCCGAAGAGGCCGCAGACGUGGCGGCCAUGGCGGCCCAUAAUCAGAGCAUGGGGAAUAUGAACACCACAGGAUGCGCGACCACGGCUAUUGCGGCGACGGCUGCGAUGGGAGGCACGUCAGCUGCCGGCGAGGUGGCUUCUUGGGUCUCUGCUGACCUGUCGGAUCUCCGCUCGGUGAGUGACAUUACCUUGAUAGCGGGGACAAUUGCCGCAGGGGAUAUGGCGAGUUGGUCUUCUUUUGAUACCUGGAACAACUAUAUGCAGGACACACCUAUGGAACUUUGGGCGGCGAAUGAAGCAAAUGCUACGUAGGGCCCGAUUAGACGCCGCAAGCGUUAUUCUCUGCGGAGAAUUAGAUGGCCAUACACGAGCAACCGGAUGUCGUAUUAUGUUUGAGUAAAUACAGUUACUUCACAC